GAAGCUGCUAACCGCCAAUCUUUGCAUGAUCUCACCCGGUGCCUGUGUGAAGCUCUCCGUGGUGUUGGGACUUAGCGGCCUGGCCAUCGCCGUGAUCCUCCUCGUCACGCAGAGCUGGCUGCAGUGGCUGGUGUUGAAGAUCCCCUAUCCAGGAUCAAUCUGCUUCCUGGUGUAUUUCAUCCUCGGAAUGCGCGUUUGCUGUGUUCUUCUGGGCACGAUGCGUGUUGUGAGCGCAGGCGUGCUUCUCACCUUGGUGGGCACGGGCGUCGUGAAGACCAUCGGAACCAGCAUUCUCGGUGCCAUGUCCGGGCUUGGCUUCCUCUACAUCGCCAUGAUCCCCAUUGGACAGCUGCUGACAGCAAUUAUCCGGCGCAUUGCCCCGCACAUCGUGCACGAUGCCCAGGAGAAGCGCAUGCAGCAGUUUUUGCCCCUCUUGCCGGGCUAUGAUAUCGUCUGCCUUCAAGAGCUGACUGUCGCCUGGGGCCAGGACGACUGGGUUACUGCUCUAAAGGACUUCGCCAAGUCUGCUGGGCUGCGUUACUUUGCUUCCAGUGGGAAGUGGCCGCAGUUUCCGGCCUUCUUUGCCGCCGCCGGCCUAGUAAUCCUCUCGAAAUACAACAUCAGAAGGAGUGAGCUCUUGACUUUCUCUCGCCAAUCCUGGUUUGAGUGGAGUGCUGUCCAACGUGGCGCUCUCAUGGUCGAGCUGGAUGGACCGAAAAACAAGAAGAUCGCCGUGAUUAACGUGCACACCACAGCAGGACUGGAGGUCGUCCGAACCGGCAUGCAUCUUUCGAAGCAGGUUGCGGAAGGCAACGCCAAGGUGAACCCUACUGGCCUGAAGCAGCUCGAGGAGGCCCUCCGCCAAUUCGAAGAGUUCUCGAAGGGUGCUGAUCAGCGAAUCUUCUGUGGUGAUUUCAACCUCAGCAAGGACUCGGAUUCCCUCCAAAGCUUCUUCGAGCAGGCGAAAGAGAAGUUGAAGCUUGUGGACCAGUAUGCGGAUUGCCCACCUACUUUCGGUUGUGUUGACGACGACGGGAAGCCACGUGAGACACUGCUCACGAAGCACACGAAAAAAUGCCGCCCACGGUGCAUCGACCACGUUCUGUCUGAUGUGAAGUGCAAGGCAGCCCGGGUGGAUAACAUGACUGCGAAGCCGGAGGAUGCUGCAAAGUAUGGAUACCA
Molecule: messenger RNA, 1182 nt
Organism: Symbiodinium sp. CCMP2456
Lineage: Eukaryota; Dinophyceae; Suessiales; Symbiodiniaceae
Source: the annotation of a GenBank genome assembly